UGGGAAAAUUUUAUUAUAGUAUCUUUGAAAAAAGCCUCACUUCUCAAACACAUAGAGAACUUAACCUAAUUUAUAGGAAUAUAAGUCAUUCCCCAGUUGAUAAAUGACCAAAAGAUGUGAACAGGCAGUUUUCAGAAGAAGAAAUCAAAAUUCUCUAUAGUCAUAAGAAAAAAAUUAUCCACAACAUUAUUGAUUAGAUAAAAAGCAAAGUCACAUAACCUCCAAGGUCUUUGACAAUUCUAAAUUCUUUACUCUUAUCAUUAAUGAAGCAAAAUGCAUAUCCUCAGACCUUGUCAUUAUAAUGACUUUCCUAGAAAGGCGCUUCUGUACUGUAGCCUCUGAUGGGAACAGGGGAAACAGAGAGUCCAAAACAUAGUUUUGCUCUUAUGUUUUUUUUUCUUUAGAUGAAGAGACUCAGCUGGAGACGCCCCAGGCAGUCUGGUCUCCAGAGUUGUUCAUGGAACAAGAUUUCUCUGCGGAGACUGGAGUAGGUCUUAUUAGUAUCUAAAAAUAAGGAUGUUCUGGAGUUUGACCGAAAAGCCCGUGAAACUAUAAAUUAACCAUUCAUCUUGCAUCUUUGUCCUUGUCUUGGACAAGGGCCUGACUCAUGUCCCGUUGCAUUUUCUCAGGUCUGUCAGGAAGACCAGAACCUGAGCAUCUAUAGAAAGACUGGUCAUUUCUGACACUGGGCAGUUGCUCAUCAGUCUAUGAAUUAAGAAAGCUGACAUUGAUUUAGUCUAAGUGACUCCUUUGUUUCUCUAGGCUUGGAAAUCUGGUCAAUUUUCAGUGAGAUGUUACACCAUGUUAAGAAAAGUAUUUCUAGACUGCUUUCUUCCUUUCUCAUAUCUCUACUGCUGCACCUUCCAGGUUCUGGGCACAGAAAAGAGAAACUCCCCUGCUUCCACCAGAUUAAUCCCAUUGUUUCCCAAGAUAGGGACCUGAUGAUUGUAAUCUUUUUAUCUUUGUUCUCAGCUGAAGUGACCAUGGUAAAAGGAGCAGAACUGUUUGAAACUUCUCCUCACAAAGCUUGUAAGCCUUAUCAGUGGCUGCAAAAAUAUUACCAGCAGGUUUUAGCUGUAGUGUUUGCUAUAGAUGAGAUUAAUAAGGAUCCUAGUCUGCUGCCCAAUAUUUCCCUGGGAUUCUACCUCUACAAUACCUACCACAGUGAUGAGAGAACAUUGGAGAGCUCCCUGAAGUGGCUGUCUGGACAUGACCAGCUCAUCCCUAACUACAGUUGCAGGGAAAUGGACAAGUCUGUGGCUGUUAUUGGAGGAGUCACAUCAGCUCUCUCUGUCCAGAUGGGAACUCUGCUCAACCUCUACAAGUUCCCACAGAUCAGCUAUGGUCCAUUUGAUUCUGCUCUUAGUGAUAAGGUCCAGUUUCCUUUUAUAUAUCAGAUGGCUCCUAAAGACUCUUCUCUUCACCAAGGUUUGGUUCACUUAAUGAUGUAUUUUUCAUGGAACUGGAUAGGAAUAGUUGUCUCAAAUGAUAUGAGAGGUGAGGAAUUUCUCUGGAAAAUGAGAGGAGAAAUGGUAAAAAAUGGUAUUUGUGUGUCCUUCAUAGAGAAGGUCCCUGUCAGUGAGAGAAGACAUAUGGAAUCACAGGAAAACUUCAUGUCCAGAAUCAUGGCAUCAUCAACCAAGGUGGUUGUCAUCCAUGGUGACACAGAUUCAUUAAUGAUUCUGAGAUACUCACAAAUUCCUGCUUUGUGGUCAUGGAAGGUGUGGAUUGUCACAUCUCACUGGGACAUUACCAUGAGGCCCAUAAUUCAUUAUGGUCAUUACUUCCAUGGGGCUCUCACAUUUUCAUACCUGACAAGUGAAAUUCCUGGAUUCAAGACUUUUCUGAGGACAGUUAGACCUUCUAAAUACCCAGAUGACAUUUUACUUAGGGAAUUCUGGCUCUCAGCUUUUAGGUGCUCAGAUCAAUCAGAAAACACAGAGCAAGAGAUAUGCUCACCAAAUGCUUCCUUGGAGACUUUGCCUCUGUACUCUUUUGAUAUGACCAUGUCUGGCUUGAGUUAUACCAUCUACAAUGCUGUGUAUGCUGUGGCUUGGGCUCUCCAUGAAAUAUUUAUGGAAAAAUCAGAGAAAAGAUCAGUGGAAGAUAAAGAAUAUUUAGUACUUUACUCAUGGCAGCUGCAUUCCUUCCUGAAGAACAUACAAUUCAACAACAGCGCUGGUGACCAGGUGUUUGUGGACGAGAAUAGAAGCUCUGAGGCUCAAUAUGCCAUCAUGAACUAUGUGAUGCUUCCUAAUAACACUGAGUUUCUGAUGAAAGUGGGGCAGUUUAUCCCCAAGACUGUACUUGGUCAAGAUUUCACAAUUUGUGACAAGGCCAUAACAUGGGCCUGGGGAGCUUCAAAGGUUUCCUAUGGAGUAUGCAGUGAGAGUUGUGGUCCUGGAUUCAGAAAGAUCCCUUUGGAGGGAGAGACUGUCUGUUGCUUUUACUGUUCCCCAUGCCCAGAAGGGGAGAUUUCCAGUCACAAAGAUGCAGAGCAUUGCAAGAAGUGCCCAGAGAAUGAAUAUCCCACUAAACAGAGAGACCGCUGCCUCUCCAAGGUGGUGACCUUCCUGGAUGUGAAAGAACCUUUGGGGAUGACUUUGAUCUUUAUGGCUGUUUCCUUCUCUUUCCUGACAGCUCUGGUUCUGUGGGUCUUUGUGAAGUUCCGAGAUACUCCCAUAGUCAAAGCCAAUAACCGGUCUCUCAGCUAUACUCUCCUCAUCUCCUUGAUCUUCUGUUUCCUCUGCUCCUUGCUCUUCAUAGGCCAUCCUACCACUGCCACCUGUCUCCUCCAACAAACAGUAUUUGGAGUGGUAUUUACAGUGGCUGUUUCCUGCAUUUUAGCCAAAACCUUAAUGGUGGUUGUUGCUUUCAGGGGUAUAAGGCCAGGGAGCAGGAUCCAGAUGUUUAUACAUCCUAGAAUGGCUAGAUAUGUUGUUCUCAUGUGUUCAGGGAUUCAAGUGAUUUUAUGUGGCAUCUGGUUGGGAACCUACCCCCCCUUUCCAGAGGCAGACACACACUCUGAAUACGGCCACAUAAUCAUUCGAUGUAAUGAAGGCUCUGCCUUUGUAUUUUACUGUGUCCUGGGUUACAUGGGCUUUCUGGCCCUGGGAAGCUUUACAGUAGCUUUCCUGGCCAGGAACCUGCCUGAUACCUUCAAUGAAGCCAAGUUCAUCACUUUCAGCAUGCUAGUGUUUUGUAGUGUUUGGGCCACUUUUCUUCCAACAUAUCAGAGCACCAAAGGGAAGGCCAUGGUGAUAGUGGAGAUCUUCUCCAUCAUGGCCUCUAGUACUGGGCUGUUGGGCUGUAUUUUUCUACCUAAAUGUUAUGUGAUCCUCCUGAAGCCAAACAGAAAUACCCAGGAACAAAUUAAGAAUAAACAGGAUUCCAGAGCCAAAUUUUUUUCCUGAGCAUGGCCUUAAGCUUCCAGUUCUGGAAAUAAUAGGCUUGAAGAAUAACCCACAUUAAUCUGGAAUAUCAUAUUUUUCAGUUUUGGUGAUGUUUGAACCCUAAUUAGUAUCUAUGUGGUACUUUCUCUGGCUACUUUAUCAAAUUUGGCUCACAUAGAUAGUCUGGGUUUCUAAUCCUUUAACUACUACUGUUUUAAGUAUAUUGCUACUAGUUUAAUCCAAUGCAGUGAAUUAAAUCAUUGCUAGAGAUUGAUUAAUUGGUGUUGCAUGCCAGCAUGAGAAGCAAAGUUGCUGAAAACUUGGGUGAAUGGUGAUCCCAAUAUUCUGUCUUUCAUCUUAGAUUCCAGUUAAAAUUCUAGGAAGCAGUGACAUAUAGAGGAGGUACUAUCUUAAUCAUGUUCCUAUCCCCAGCCUCUUCUCCUAGAAACUUUAGGGAAUUUCUCAUGGGUAAUAUUUGGGAUUUUCUCUUGCUUGAGCAAAUACAUACAUUCUAUUCUCAGUUGGAGAGAUAAUUUAUUCUGUGAUUGAUAUAAAAGCUUAUUUGUAUACUGUAAAUGGGGGAAAGUAGUUAUUUAUUGAAAAUGUUGGACUGGAUUAUAUUUAAAAUAGGGUUUUAGAUUAAAUCUAAAAAUGGGCAGGGGAGUUAAUUUAAUUUUCACAAUCAGGGGAGAGUUAAAUUUAAUCUUCAUAUUGCCUUCUCUUAUUUCUGCUUGCUAUUAUUGGCUUGGAAAAUGUGUCUAUUUGGUAUAUGUUUUCAUUGUAGAAGUGGAAUUUGGUAUUAAAGGAUUAAGAUUUGAAUUUCUAGUAUAAUGUACUCCUAAAUCCUUCCUCCACAAGAGGUAGUAUUCAGGAGUAUAUUUUGAAACUAAAAUGGUAUCUCCCAAACUAUUAUUAUAUAUGGGGGAAAUGUUAUAAUGUUUUUGUUUACCUGUA
This is a messenger RNA of Monodelphis domestica (gray short-tailed opossum), 4346 nucleotides long. RefSeq names its product vomeronasal 2 receptor 501 (gene VN2R501). Gene Ontology annotation, molecular function: G protein-coupled receptor activity. Gene Ontology annotation, cellular component: plasma membrane. Gene Ontology annotation, biological process: G protein-coupled receptor signaling pathway. The record is from RefSeq and is a predicted model, not a curated record. Lineage: Eukaryota; Metazoa; Chordata; Mammalia; Didelphimorphia; Didelphidae.